Molecule: messenger RNA, 3867 nt
Organism: Larimichthys crocea (large yellow croaker)
Lineage: Eukaryota; Metazoa; Chordata; Actinopteri; Sciaenidae
Gene: plekho2
Product: pleckstrin homology domain containing, family O member 2
Exons: 7
Coding region: 239-2401 (720 amino acids)
Biological process (GO): macrophage apoptotic process
Source: RefSeq, a predicted model, not a curated record
AACUCUUCUCUGAGGCUGAAGAGAGAGAGAGAGAGAGAGAGAGAGAGAGAGAGAGAGAGAGAGGCGACCCUUGGUGUCACAAACAGCACGGUUCCUUCUUUUCGUCAUUUAGGCGUGCAGUCGGAAAUGUGUCAUCUGCAGACCAACUGGGGAGAAGUGAACGGCUGCUGGCGAGGAUAAGGGCGACGUCGAAUGAUCUCAGGCUCCGCGCUCACAUAACGGAUUCCGCUCCUUUAUCAUGGAAGAUGGUGCAAAAGAGGAGCCAGCCCAGUGUAAAGAGCCAAAGUUCCUGGGUAAAGCUGGCGGGUUGAAGAAGGCCACGGGGAGAGUGUUGGCGAGCUACAAGGACCGCUACAUCCAUGUGGAGAAAACAGAGCUUGUGGUGUAUGAAAAUGAGGACCUACAGAACUGCUUAGAGAGGCUUGACCUGGAGAACUAUGAUAAAUGUCACGAAUUAAAGAGCACCUUCAAGAAGAAGCACAGACUGAUUCUGAUCCGAUCCCCCAAGUCUGGAAAUAAGGUCCAUGAUAUAAAGUUCCAAGCUCAGUCUGCAGAGGAGAAGGAGGCGUGGAUUAAAGCUCUGAGAGAUGGCAUCAAUCGGGCAAAGAACAAAGUGUUUGAUGAGGUAACGGUUGAUGAAAGCAGUAAUUUAGAGCAUGUUACUCGAACAAGACCCAAAGGGAACCGAAACCGACGCCCACCGACCAGGAUACACAUGAAAGAGGUAGCUUUGGAUCUUGAUCUUGAGGGUGCCUCAAUGCCUAAUGGAACCCAUCCUGCCAGUGUUGCUGGCACUGAGACCUCCAAAGAGGCCAUUCAAGUCCAAAUGCCUGCGUCCAAUGACAGUGAAGCUACAGAGAAACAGUCAGGGCAAAGUGCUGAGGAGGGUCAGAAUAAGCCAGAGGUCAGUCCCCAGAAAAAGGUCAUCAAACCUCCAAUGCCUCCUACCAAAGAGGCGAAACCCAUUGAAUCAACUGAGGAUGAACCUGAUAAGGAUGACAGUCCAGUGAAAAAGGUGAAGCCACCUAUGCCUCCAUCUAAAGAAGUCAAGCCUGUGGUUUCAUCAGUUGAAGUUACAGAGAAGGACAAAGUUGAGACAAUAUCUGAGAAGACUUAUGAUGCUAAAAAGACAGGUCCUCCACCGACCCCUCCCAACAAACCCAGCUCCAGCAGCACCACGUGCAGCCUUACAGAGACCUCACAGCCCAGGCCAAGCACCCACCAGCCUACCCCUCCAUCUAAAGAGAAGAAACCCUCCCAUCAUGCUGUGGAGCCAGACCAAGAGGUUCAAGGCACAACCGAUAAGGACAAGGAUAAAGAAAACAAUAAGAAGGAGCCGAAAGAAUCGGCUGUGAAAACAGUUGAGGCAGGGCAAUCAGUUACUGAAGAAGCUCUACCAAGUGUCAAAGAUGAUGAACCUGAGAGUCCUGGCACAAAAGGACAGGUUUCUGAAGGAUCAGGGGAGACUAUAAGCGGUGGCAUAAACAAGUCAUCUGAUAAUGAGCCACAAGCACCCACAGAGAAACUCAAAAAGAGCCCUAGUCCUCCCCCAACCCCCAAGAAAAAGCCUGAGAAACUUGUUCAACCUAACACGCAACACAUAGAAGACAAAACAACUGUUAGGUAUUCUAUUGAGGAACAGGACCCUGCAUCGCUGCAGGCAGCCUCAGAAACAUCAGCCAGUUCUCCUGAAGCAGAUGAGGCACUGCCCAAGAGUGAAGUCCCCCCAGUAGUUGUGUCUUUGGGUGACCCGGUCACUGACAGCCUCAGCCUGAGUCCACUGCUGUGUCACUUGGAUGGGGAGAAGAAAAAGAAGUCAGAGGAGAAAUCUGUAGACAGUGGUCAGCACUCAGAUGAUGACAGUGAUGGCUCUGGGAGUGAAGACACAUUGGCGGUUUCCACAGCUGCACUGAGAGGAAGCCAUCCUGGUCUGGAUGUGUUGGACGCCAGUGAGGACAAGAUUCAGAUCUCUGUUACUUUAAGGCCAACUCAGGCUGCCACCAAGUCUCAGGUUAGGUCGAAGGUAUUUCCCUAUCGGCGCUCAGAGCACAUUCCUCCUCUCAAACCCUCAUCCAAGGCCAGGUCAGCGUCCAGUGGAGAUCUGCUGUCGGACUCCUCAGUCUGUAUUCAGGUGAGACAGCUUCCUGAAGCUGUGGCUGAAAAGGACAGAGCUCCACGUGAUGAUGUCAUGAAACUUGAGGCUGAAGUGGCUCUGGAGAUGGAAAAGACGAACAAGCUCCUGAGCAAAGUGUCCCAGUCCCAGAGGGGAGGUGACGGGGAGGACAUGCCAGAGGAUCUGCUGGCCGAGGCCAUGGAGAAGUUGAAGCAGGCCGACCAUGUUCUCAGGGAGGUCAAGAAACUGAAGUGUGCAAACAACUCAAGCAACAGGAAAAGCUGGUGAAUAUCAAAGCAGAUUGACUUGGAAUUGACCGUUCCCUAAACCAGUGCUUCUCAAACUUUUUUAUGCAUGCCUGACCUCAGAAUCCAGAUAAAGUUUAGCAAUCAUUACAAUAAUAGGUGUGCAGUGAGCUCAUGCCACACAGAAACACUGCGCUAACCCCCUCUCCCAAACAAUAAUUGUUCAGUCAUAGCUUAGCAAUGUUAAAUAACCACAACAGGUUCCGAUUUCUCUAUUAUGUACAGUUUGCUUUGAGCCUAUAUGGAUGGAACAGAACAGUGUGUAAGCCUGUUCUAACACGAGCUGCAACCCUACACUCUCUCUGGUUAACUAGCUCACUACCCACAGUAGUAACUUAGUAUUACUUCCAAGGCCACAUCCACGACUAGCACAUCCACCAUGUAAUAUUAUUUCCCCAGUAACCGUUGGGCUAUUGCUAGUGUUCAGUUUAGUGAACACACCCUAAAAGCCUUUUUUUCCUAUUGUUUGAACAGAGACAGUGUUUCUGAUCAACUCAUGGGGCUAAAUGUAUCCUGUUUAGCUAGUUGACGACAUCGUCCUCUGACAUUGACGGCUAGAAUCGAGAAGCUGAGUUUGUAUGGAAAGCCUGGCUGGUGGAGCAGCGUUAUCUGAAAGGCUCAGGGUUUAGCGAACGGUCACUUGACAGACAGAAUAACAGAAGUCUCUCAUUGUUGAAGGUUACGUAGCACAUGCAACUGUUCGCUCAUAAUUAAGUGCAAUUAUUUCUAGUUUAACUUUCUCUGCAGCUGAAAGUAAUGCUUAACGUUCUACUGUGUAUUGUUUAUUUUUGUUAUAUAUAAAACAUCAGAAAUUUUCAAAAAUAAUGACUUGAAAGCUAAUUUGAAAAUUAAUAAUAUAAUGAUAAAGAGUACUGUCAGGACUAAAAAUGUCAAUACCAGAUCACAUUUGAAUAGAUUGUAGAUUCAAGAGGCCUUUCUCUUAUUUCCACUUACCUUGUUCUUGCUGGCAGUUCAUACGAGGGAAUUGAUAUUGUACAUAUGUUUACACAGCAUAUGCUGUUUAUUGUUGAGGAAAGAUUUACCAACUUAGCUCAGGAGUUUUCUCAAAUAAAUUGUUUUAGACUAAUCACGUGAUUAAAGCAAAUUGACCAACUGCUACUCCACAUAGAUCGCAGUUUUGUUAUUAAUGAUGAUAUUUUACAUACUGUUAUUGUACAUAACACAGAACAAAGAGCUUGCAGCAACUCAUGUCUCACUAACCCCUCCUACAGUAUGUGUUCAUCAGUGAUGUUGCUCAUAAUCUGAAUCAGAAGAUUCUUUUUACCUCUUCCUGUCCAGUGCUUUUUUUAAAAGAUGUGAUGAUAGUUUUCAAGACUAUUUUAAAUACACCAUGCCAUUUAGAGUAUGUAAGAAUAUUUUCUAACAUUAGAUAUAAUUUUGUACUCUGAUAAAAGUUGCUAUUGCCCAAAUAAACAAAGGGAAACUAUA